Molecule: messenger RNA, 711 nt
Organism: Sinocyclocheilus grahami
Lineage: Eukaryota; Metazoa; Chordata; Actinopteri; Cypriniformes; Cyprinidae
Product: polymeric immunoglobulin receptor-like
Exons: 5
Coding region: 1-711 (236 amino acids)
Cellular component (GO): plasma membrane
Molecular function (GO): transmembrane signaling receptor activity
Source: RefSeq, a predicted model, not a curated record
AUGACCGCAUAUGCAAAGAAAAAUACACUCUACAUUUCAAUCGGCUUUUGGCUCAUUUUAGGUGUUGAAUGCUACAGUGGUUGGUCAAACCGUACAUUAACUAUUCAGACCGGAGGAUCUGUCACCAUCCCAUGUCAUUAUGAUGAGAAAUACUCUCAGCAGAAGAAAUACUGGUUCUCAGAAUUUGAUCAAUCUAAUACAUACACAAACACAACACAGAAGAAUCUGUCAGUAAUUGAUCAUCCUGAUCAGAGUCUCUUUACUGUGACUAUGAGAAACCUGCAGAACAAACACACUGGACUUUAUUAUUGUGUUGUGAAGACUAGAGAACAACCACCGAAAAAUAUAAUAAAUGAGACUUAUCUCAAGAUUCAAUCUGCUCCUGAUGUGUCUGUGGUGAGCAGCGGUGUAUCUGGACAUGAAGGUGGUGAUAUCAGUGUUCAGUGUUUCUAUAGUUCUGGAUAUAAGAAUAAACUCAAAGAGUGGUGCAGAUAUGAAGAUCAGAGCUGUUACACUGUGGGGAGGACUAACACAUCCCAGAAUUCAUCAGUCCAGAUCAGUGAUGAUGGGAGAAGAUCCUUCACUGUGCUGAUGACUGGACUGAGACUGACUGAUUCUGGCUGGUACUUCUGCUCUGUAGGAGAGGUGCUGAAUCCUGUUCAUCUCACUGUAACUGAGGCAGAACAAGUAUUUAAUCUGUUCUCUAAAUGA